AUGACCAUUCACCCGAAGCUGAGCAGUGGCCAGGAGGAAAAGGUGGAAUUCCCCCACAUCAUCUGCCGCGGAUCACCAAGAGAAAUCGGCUACCACCAUGGCCAGAAUGCAGCCACCCAAAUACGGUCAACUAUUGCGUUCUACACCAAGGUGUUUGAAGGGAGCCUCAACAUUCCCUGGGAACGCGCCGUUGUCGUCGCAAAAAGGUUCUUGCCGAUGCUGGAGAGCGAGGUGCCGGAAUUGGUCGAGGAGAUGACAGGUGUUGCCGAGGGCGCAUCGCUCUCGUUGGAAGAUAUCUUGGUGUUGAAUACGCGGAGUGAGAUCAUGUUUGGGAAUGCGGGAGACGGAUGUACGGCCUUUUCAUGGAAGUCACCGACCACUUCAAGCUCCUGGCUGGCGCAGAAUUGGGAUUUUCACCUCUCCGCCCGCGAGAACCUCAUAGCCCAAACCAUCAUCCGGUCGUCUGAUGCCCCCGUCAUUUCUCAAAUCAUCGAAGCCGGCAUGCUCGGGAAGAUCGGGCUCAAUUCAGCGGGGGUGGGAGUAGGCCUCAACGCGGUAGUAGCACCAGGGACCGAUUUCAAGCGGUUGCCCGUCCACAUCGCACUGCGCGCCGUCCUGGAGAACCGCUCUCGCAAGGAGGCUGUGGAAUUUCUUGACCGGGUCGGUCUGGCGAGUGCAUGUCACAUUCUGGUGGCCGAUGCCGCAAGUGGCGGCGUCGGCCUCGAGUUCAGUGCAGUGGAUUGCGCGAGCUUGAAAAUGGACGCGAGGGGAAUCGUGACACACACGAACCACUUCCUGCGCCCGCAUGAGAAGGGGGUGGUAUCCCAGGUCAGCUUUGCGACCCAGAUCCGGCUGAGCCGUGUCAAUGAGCUCUUGCGGGAGGUACAGGGCCAGGAGGCGAACAGGGGGGUGGUCGAGGGGAUCCUGGCGGACGAGCUGUACUGGCCCUAUUCUAUCAACAGGUCUGCGGGCAAGGAGACGCCCGCCGUGACGCUUUUCAGCAUAGCGAUGGACUUGGAUAGGCGGGAGGCUACUGUGAAGAUUGGCCGGCCUACUGAGCCCAUUGCCGAGCUGGUCCUCACUCCUGGCUUGCUCGGAUCCAAGUCCCGGACUUAG
Messenger RNA from Diaporthe amygdali, 1116 nucleotides. RefSeq lists its product as uncharacterized. The record is from RefSeq and is a predicted model, not a curated record. The transcript has 4 exons. NCBI's taxonomy places the organism in Eukaryota, Fungi, Ascomycota, Sordariomycetes, Diaporthales, Diaporthaceae. The coding region runs from base 1 to 1116 and encodes 371 amino acids.